AUGUCCUUCGGAGGCCAGCGGGCUGCGGCUGCGGAGAAGCUCCGGGCCGGGCCGGGCACUCGGGCGCCUUUGAAGGACCAGGUCCCGGCUGGCCACCGCCGCCCUCCCUACCGGGGCUCCGGGGUCAGUUUUCCAGGCCGUGAGGCUGUUCCCCAGGCUGCUCAGGGCCGGGAGCCCGGCCGUGGCCUGAGGCCCUGCGGUGGCUCUGCUGGAGCUGGUGUCCAGGGCAGACGGGGAGCCAUCGGGGAGGACGCAGAAGGCGCCCCGAGGCACGAGGGGUGGGAGGGGCUGCGUGCCCGUCGGGGCCGCGCAGACGGUCGGUCAGGGCAGGGAGUGGCCGUGGGGCCCAGCACCAGCCGGUGCCCGGAGCCCUAUGCUCCUGCUCGCAGUGUCCCCAGCCGGGCCCCUUCCAGACGCCCCUGGCAGAGGGUCCCUUCCAGGGGAACUUCAUUCAGGACGAGCUGGCCAACCGGGCGCCUCUGUGGAGGGGGUGUGAGCUGGGCGGGCGCCCCGAGAGGCAGGCAGGCAGGCCCCGCCCAGCAGCGGAGGAGGGGGGUCCGGCUGGGGGCCCUGGGCUUUCACGCCCAUGUCUUUGUCCUCAGGGCUGAAGAAACACAUGAAAAAUACAGCCCAGGGCCGGGCGAGGAGCCCCCCGCUUCCCGGUGCUUUCGCUGCUGUGACCCCGGCCCCCCGGUGUACCCCGCCAUCCCCGCGCCCCAGAUCAACAUCACCAUCCUGAAAGGGGAGAAGGGCGACCGCGGAGACCGAGGCCUGCAGGGCAAAUUCGGCAAGACGGGCUCGGCCGGCGCCAGGGGCCACGCGGGGCCCAAGGGGCAGAAGGGGUCCGCGGGGGCCCCCGGCGACCGCUGCAAGGCCCAGUACGCGGCCUUCUCGGUGGGCCGCAAGAAGCCCCUGCACAGCGGCGCCUACUACCAGACCGUGGUCUUCGACACCGAGUUCGUGAACCUGUACGGGCACUUCAGCAUGUUCACCGGCCGCUUCUACUGCCACGUGCCCGGCGUCUACUUCUUCAGCCUCAACGUGCACACCUGGAACCAGAAGGAGACGUACCUGCACGUGAUGCGCAACGCCGAGGAGGCGGCCAUCCUGUACGCGCAGGUGAGCGACCGCAGCAUCAUGCAGAGCCAGAGCCUGAUGCUGGAGCUGCGGGAGCAGGACGAGGUGUGGGUGCGGCUCUUCAAGGGCCAGCGCGAGAACGCCGUCUUCAGCGACGAGUUCGACACCUACAUCACCUUCAGCGGCUACCUGGUGAAGCCGGCCUCCGAGCCCUAGGGCCGCCGCGGGCUGGCUCC
Messenger RNA from Condylura cristata (star-nosed mole), 1313 nucleotides. It is a transcript of the gene C1QTNF1, whose product is annotated as C1q and tumor necrosis factor related protein 1. The transcript is spliced from 3 exons. Gene Ontology annotation, molecular function: protein binding. The record is from RefSeq and is a predicted model, not a curated record. Bases 1 to 1293 code for a protein of 430 amino acids. NCBI's taxonomy places the organism in Eukaryota, Metazoa, Chordata, Mammalia, Eulipotyphla, Talpidae.